Molecule: messenger RNA, 3372 nt
Organism: Amborella trichopoda
Lineage: Eukaryota; Viridiplantae; Streptophyta; Magnoliopsida; Amborellales; Amborellaceae
Product: B3 domain-containing protein Os07g0563300
Molecular function (GO): DNA binding; zinc ion binding
Source: RefSeq, a predicted model, not a curated record
AUCACGAUAGAGAGAGAGAGAGAGAGGCUCACUCUUUUAGAGAGAGAGAGUUUUUCUCUCUUCUCUCUGCUGUCCUGUUCUUUAUUUUUUGUCUUUGCCUUCAAUCCUCCUCCAGUGUGUUAUGAUUGCGGAUCACGGCGCCUUUUUCUUCGAGUUUUUUUAUCAAUUUCUUGAAGUUUUUAUGUGGUUUUUUCCAUUUUUGGCCAUAAAUAGCUCGGGCUUCGGUGGUUUUGAGGGUUCACGAUGUCGAAGAUCUGCUUUAACAAGGAUUGCGGCGUAGCUGAUACUGAACGUUGGCGAAAGGGGUGGAGGCUUCGUUCUGGAGAGCUUUCGGACCUCUGUGAUCGAUGCGGUUCUGCAUAUGAGGAAUCACGGUUCUGUGAAGGUUUUCACUUAGAUGUUGCUGGAUGGAGGACCUGUGAGACAUGUGGAAAGCGUAUACACUGUGGAUGUGUUGCUUCAGUUCAUACAUAUAUACUUCUGGACACUGGCGGAAUUGAAUGCAUGCUGUGUGCCAGGAAAAGCAUCCUUUUUGCGGCACCAAAUCAGAUAUGGCCAUCACCGAUGUUUCUGCCUCUACCUCCAUCUGAUAGGCUGGUAGACCGCCCUGUUAAUGCUUGGUCUCAGAUAGCUGCAUCAAAUUCUUGUUCUGGACAGGUGAAGCAAGUGCCACCCUUAGGGUAUUCUGCUACUAAUCCAUCUGAGUUUCAAUGCAUGCAAUAUCUGGAUGGAGGCAUAUUCCAUAACAUUGACAAGUCGUUUCCGUGCAACCAGUCCACUAUACCCAUUUUCGAGAAGAAGAGAAUCAUUGAAGAUUCACUUGAGAGAAAGCCUAGUCACCAUCUAAAAAAUGAAGCACUUGGAGAACCUGUUGUUGGGCACACUAGCAUUGAGCCAAUCAGUGGUUUGAAUACAUUCCACAGUGAAGAAGAAAAACCAGAGGGCAAGCCAGAUUGUUCUCGCAUUGCAGGAGGUCGCAGUUCUGUUGAUGCAAGAAAAAGUGUUUCUGAAACUGACCUUGGUAACAUAUUGGGAAGGAACUUGGAUGUAUCAAGUUCGUGUAUAAGUGUUUCACGGCAGUCUUUAAAUGCAAAGGAUGAUAUUUCCUUGCCACUUCUUGGCUUGGGUGUCUCUGUGUCAUCACCAGCUGAGACAAUGGAUGCAACAAAGGUUUCUGGCUGUGAAACACGAGAAAGGUCGUUACAGCUGUUUCCUAGACAAUAUCUUCCUGGAAGUUGCAGUGGAUUUCAGUCAUCUGGAGACUUACGAUCUCCAAUGCGCAUUGCAAGGCCUCGAGGGGAAGGAAGGGGGAAGAAUCAGUUACUUCCUCGAUAUUAUCCAAGGAUUACGGAUCAAGAGAUUCAACAAAUAACAGGAGACUCAAACUCUGUCAUUACACCUUUAUUUGAGAAAAUGUUAAGUGCCAGUGAUGCUGGUCGGAUAGGGCGUCUGGUGCUGCCAAAAAAAUGUGCUGAGGCAUAUUUCCCUUCAAUAUCUCAGCCUGAAGGAUUGCCACUAAGAAUCCAGGAUGCUAGAGGUAAAGAGUGGGUAUUUCAGUUUCGAUUUUGGCCUAACAAUAACAGCAGGAUGUAUGUCUUGGAAGGUGUGACACCUUGCAUUCAGUCUAUGCAGUUGCAAGCUGGUGAUACGGUAACCUUUAGCCGGAUGGAUCCAGAAGGAAAGCUUGUCAUGGGAUUUAGAAAAGCUGCAAGUGCUCCAUCUGAACAGGAUGCUCAAGUUCAUAAGCAAGGAAAUGGUAUAUCCACCAUUGGAGAAACAAACCAUGGAAGUGGUGCGGCUGGGGAAGCAACUUCAGCUCUUCCAUUUCGCUCUUCAAAAGGCGCUACAGAAUCAACAAAUUAUUCUUCAAACAGCCAGUUUCACUCACUUGAUCCAGCACUUCCACUGUCAAGAGAUAAGGAAGCUUGUAUGUCAAAAGAAGGCUCUAAUUCUAAGUCUCUUUUCCUUUCUGAUAAAAGGAAAAGCAGCACUUUAGGAUCAAAGAGUAAGCGUUUGCGAAUUGAUAAUGAGGAUUCUAUAGAACUGAAGUUGACAUGGGAAGAAGCUCAAGACUUACUCCGCCCUCCUCCUAACCAUCCUCCUAAUGUUGUUAUAAUUGAAGGUCAUGAGAUUGAGGAAUACAAGGAGCCUCCAGUGAUAGGAAAGUCCACCAUCUUCGCUACCAACAAAGCAGGGGAAAAGUACCAAUGGGUUCAAUGUGACAAUUGUGCCAAAUGGCGCAAAUUGCCUAUGGAUGUUCUAGUUCCUCCAAGAUGGACCUGUGCUGAUAAUUCAUGGGAUCCCAAGAGGUCCUCAUGUUCAUCGGCACAGGAAUUGAGUACAGAACAGACUGAACAUCUUCUUCAAACGCAUGCUGCCUUAAAGAGGAUUGACCAGACAACGGCAGAGGGCUCAUCUGCAGGGCUCGAUGCACUUGCAGACGCGGCCAUACUUCGCGGUGAUGAUCCUGAGGAGCCGACGAGCACCACAGCAUCCCCUCCUACGACGAGGCAUCCUCGCCACCGACCUGGGUGCUCAUGCAUUGUGUGCAUCCAGCCGCCCAGUGGCAAGGGCCCCAAGCACAAGCCCAAUUGCACUUGCAACGUAUGCAUGACCGUCAAGCGCCGCUUCCGCACGCUCAUGAUGCGCCGGAAGAAGCGCCAAGAGGCUGAGAUCGAGGCCUCUCGCAAAGCUCUCAUUUCACAGAUGGAGAAUGUUAAGUCAAGUGAUGAUUCUGGUGAAAGGAAGAUGGAGAACUCAAAGUCUGAUGAGGAUUCUGGUGGCAGGAAGGAAAAUGUGAAGUCUGGGGAUGAUGAUUCUGGGGGCAAGAUACAGGAGGAUUUGAAACCAGUUGAAGAAUUUGGCGGUAGCAAGAGGUCAGAGAACUGGAGGUCCAGCAAAGAGAAGGCGUCGAGUUCCUUGCAAGGUGCGAAUCCUGAGUAUUCUCGGAGGGGGAGUGGAACACUGAAGGGUAGGAUUGACCUUAAUUGCCAGCCUGAGAGGGAGGAUGAGCUUGGGCAUUUUCCAGAAGGUGGGGUGGGACUUGAGGUGGAAGCCAAUGGGGUUGGCCCAGGUGGCUAUGAGGUGGAGACCGGUCGUGGGGCCUUGGGUACCAGUCGGCGGGAAGCUGAUGUCGCAUCAGGGUCGGGCUCGGGGUCUGGUUAAGUUUAUUGUUUUUGGUGCCUGCAUUGAGAGUGGGGUUGUGAGGAGCCGAGAAAUGUGGUCUGUUUUUCUGUUUUCUCGUUAAGGAGAAAAGGCAGUUUUUGGUGACUUAGUUCAAAUACACAGUUGAUAUCAUUUGGGAUGCGAAGGCAUAUAGUAAUUUUUGUAAUGCUACGUAUAUAUUAUAUGAAGGUGCUUUUAUAAGGUUAU